Messenger RNA from Medicago truncatula (barrel medic), 3115 nucleotides. RefSeq names its product protein JOKA2. The coding region runs from base 221 to 2824 and encodes 867 amino acids. The record is from RefSeq and is a predicted model, not a curated record. The transcript has 7 exons. NCBI's taxonomy places the organism in Eukaryota, Viridiplantae, Streptophyta, Magnoliopsida, Fabales, Fabaceae. Gene Ontology annotation, molecular function: protein binding; zinc ion binding.
CCCAAAGGCAAAGAGAGCAGUAUAUAUCUCACUCUCCGCUUCAUUUAGCGUUAAUAGCGGCUCACCGGUACGCUAAAGCUUCUUCUUUUAUAACUCUCUCAAUUUCUCAUCCGAAUUACAAUUUUCAUUCUGUUAGGGUUAGGGUUUCAUCGCUCUUCCUCUCUCGCUUAAUCGCUACGCUUUUUCUUUCAAUCCUCCUUCGCUUUCCUUCUUCGUAGCCAUGGAUUCUUCUCUCGUUAUCAAGGCGAAAUAUGGAGAUGCCCUUAGGCGCUUCAAUGUUCGUGUGGAUGAGAACAAUCGGUUGGAUCUUAACAUGGUUGGGUUGAGGUCUAAGAUAUGUUCUAUUUACAAUUUCCCUGCUGAUGUGAAUCUAACUCUGAGAUAUGUUGAUGAGGAUGGCGACUUGGUGAAUCUUGUGGAUGAUGAUGAUUUGCAUGAUGUGAUGAGACAGCAAUUAAAAUUCUUGAAAAUUGAUGUCCAGAUGAUCAAUCAAUCUGGUGCUAAAUCUGAUGCUGGUGGCUCUAGUGGGAGUGCCACCCCUUUGUCAUAUCCUCCUGUCUCAGACCCUUUCCUGAACUUUGUUAAAGCUGAUGCUUUGCAAGCUCUGCCGGAGCCAAUACGCGAGGCUCUUUAUUCAUCAUUUUCCAAGGCUGCAUCUUCAAAUCCAGUGCUAGCAAAUAUUGCUGAUUCAAUUUCCAAAAUUGGACAGUCCAUUCUAAACCCUCAAGGCCAAUCUCACGUUGCAAGUGGUACAAGCUCAAAAAACGGCCUUCCCAGUGAAUCUGUCACUCCUAAAGCAAAAGGUCCGCAGUCUCCAUGUGUGGAUUCUGCUCCCAUUGCCGGUGACUAUGCUAGAUCUAGUGGAACUGCCAUCCCCUUAAGAUCUCCUGGGAAUGUUGUUAAAACUAAUGUUUCAAAUUCUGUGCUACAGGAGGCUCUUUCUAAUUUGUCACUUUCAAAACCUGCAUCUUCGAGACAAGUGCCUUCUAAUUCCACUGAUUCGAUUCCUCAGACUGGACAAUCUACUGUGAAAUCCCAUUACUGGGGGCCACCUGUUGCAAUUGGUACAAGCUCAAAGAAUGAUGCCAGUGGACAGGUGGAGUCUAAAAAUACUGGAGUUGCCCCAGUUGAUCUCAAUGUUCUUCCAUGUGAUCCCUAUUCAUCGACUAACGUAAAUAGAGUAUCACCUUCAUCAGCAGUCCCUGUUAGUGAUGACAAGGGUAAAUCGUCUAUUGAUGACAAGGGCAAUUUUGUCUUUCCAAAUAACAAUGCAACCAAGAACCCUACUUUAGGUUUCAGUGCUCCUAUUGACUGUCCAUUUUCUGGGACACAUACUCUUCAUUCAAUGCCACCUCCUCUGGGAAACUUUCGUAUUUCUCCAUUUAAAAGGAGCCAUGCUCACUCUGAUGCAUUGAAUGGCAUGUUUCACAAGGGGGUCCGUUGUGAUGGUUGUGGAGUGUAUCCAAUAACCGGACCUCGUUUCAAAUCCAAAGUAAAAGAAAACUAUGAUCUAUGCAUCAUUUGCUUCAAUGAAAUGGGUAAUCAGAUUGAUUAUAUCAGAAUGGACCGUCCUGCAUCUUUUCGUUCCCCAAGAUGUUCAUAUCAGAAUACCAAAGAAUUUAGACACCCAAAGAUACCACCCCCUAUUUUUAAAACAGGUCCUCUAUCAAAGCAUGCAAAGUCUAAGCUAGACAGUCGGUUCAUUUUGGAUGUUAAUGUCAUAGAUGGAACAAUGAUGGCUCCGUCUACUGCAUUCACAAAGAUCUGGCGGAUGCGCAACAAUGGCACUUCAGUGUGGCCAAAGGGAACUCAACUUGUUUGGAUUGGAGGUGACAAAUUAAGUGACUCCCUUUCUGUUGACUUAGAGGUUCCUGAGGACGGUGUAUCCGUGGAGAAAGAACUUGACAUUGCAGUUGAUUUUAGAGCACCCCAGUUACCUGGCAGAUACAUAUCAUACUGGAGGAUGGCAUCUCUCUCUGGACAUAAAUUUGGCCAACGUGUUUGGGUCCUUAUACAGGUCGAUGCAUCUCUCAAGGACUCAUUUUAUGAUAGCUCGCAAGGUCUGAACUUGAAUAUUCCCCUUGGUGUUGGUAGUUCUGAAGGGCCUCGGGUUAUAGAUAUCAAUGUUCAACCUAUUGAGGAUGAUGUUUUUCAUCAACCUCAAAAUCCCAAUGCUCCCCCUGAACCUGUGAAUCAAAUGGUUGAUAAGGAACAAUGGGAGGAAUUGGGAAAUGAAUUUCCUACAAAUGAAACUAGCUUUGUUGGCCCUGCUGCCUCAGCCCCUGCAAUUUCAGCGUCUCCUUCAUCUAUUUCUUACCCCAUUAUUGAUUUCUCUGGCACAGCCCCAGCUGUUCCCUCUUUCUCUGGCACAGCCCCAGCUGCUACGCCUUUCUCUGGCACAGCCCCAGCUGCUACGCCUUUCUCUGGCACAGCCCCAGCUGCUCCCUCUUCCUCUGGCACAGCCCCAGCUGCUCCCUCUUUCUCUGGCACAGCCCCAGCUUUUCACUCCAAUCAGCAAACCUCAACUUUGGAUGCACUUUCAUCAUCUCAAAGCAUGGAUAAUGAUCUUGUGGAAGAGGCUCUCCUUAAAGAGCUUGAGGCUAUGGGUUUUAAGCAGGUUGAUUUAAACAAAGAGGUUCUGAGAAUGACAGAUUACAAUCUAGAGCAGUCAAUUGAUGAACUCUGCGGUGUUCUUGAUUGGGAUCCUCUCCUUCAAGAGCUACACGAAAUGGGUUUCCGUGACAAAGAAACAAACAGGAGGCUACUGAUGAAAAACGAUGGAAGCAUCAAACGUGUUGUUAUGGAUUUACUCAAUGGAGAGUAGCUUUUAAUUACAUGGCAGUAUAUGUUUAGUUGGCAAAACGUUCUAUGAGAACACUAAAUAAUCGCUGCUAGGCACACUACUAUCUAUCUAGUUUCUUUGCUUGAUCUUUUGUUGUGGUGCUAUGUCAUUGCAAUUGAACAAUUUGAUCGAUCUUAUGUUGUGUGUUUAUGCAACACAAGACUGUUUAAUCAUUUAUACCUAUGACUUAAGACUGUAUUUUUCAUGUGUACGUGUGUAUGUGUAUAUUGCUACGCCAUUCUAUCUUGAUUUGGAACCAACCUUUUUUCCUCA